AUGGAAAAAAAUAAAAAUCUUAAAGGCUUCAAGUUCUGCUAUGUUAUGUAGGGGCUACCAGGAUCAGGAAAAUCAACAGUAGCUAAGCAAUUAGCAGGACAGAAUGGUAAAAUCUUUAGCAUUGAUAAGAUCAUUAUGGAAUAAAAGAAGAGCCACGGUUAAGUUGACUAAAAAUCUACAUAGGAAAUAUACGACACAAUUUAUCAGCAAUUUUGCGAUGAGCUUAAAAAUGGAACUGAAUGCAUUGUCAUAGAUAACACUAAUUUGAGUGAAUGGGAGUAUAUUAGAUUCAUAAAAACUGCCUAAAAAGAGCAUUAUUUUAGCAGUUUAGUUGCUUUACCUCCUCCUGAAGAGAUCUAAACUGCAGUUGAGAGGUCUAAUUUUGAUGUUAAUGACAAUGAAAUGACAUAAAUGCUUGCUCGCUGGGAACCAUUUAGCCCAAUGAGACUGAUGGAUAAGACUCUGCAGCUUUAGGGAUAGGGUGAAAGUUUGAGUCCUCCCUAUAACAGAGGUGGAUUUCAUAGAAAAAUCUCAUCAUAGGACUUGCUUGAGAAUAGAAGAGCAAGUAUGAUGGUAGUUUCAGAUACCAUUAAUGAAUCAUAAGAGGCAGAGGAAGAUGAAGAUAAUUCUAAGGUAUUUGCUACAAAGCUUUCAGAUGACUCUCAAGAAUGA
Molecule: messenger RNA, 672 nt
Organism: Stylonychia lemnae
Lineage: Eukaryota; Ciliophora; Spirotrichea; Sporadotrichida; Oxytrichidae
Source: the annotation of a GenBank genome assembly